AUGGCGGCCACAAGACAAUCAAAGCAACAGAUUACAGAUUUAUUAAUGAACGAUAAAAGCAUUCUAAAUUCGAUUGCUGAGGUAGUCUCCUUAACCAUUAUUGACAAAUUAUCGCACAGCGAAGCAACAAUUCAAAAGGUUGCUGUUAAUAUUGUCCAGAACACUGAAUUUGUAAAGUCCGUCACGAGCAAACUUGGCAAUCAAAAGGACGCCAUCAAGCAAGAGCUAUGUGAGUCAAUUUUGUUUGAUAGCAGUGAGGACAGGAAUAAGAUAAAGCAGCUUGAGGAGCUCUGCAAUGAAUUGCAAAGAAAAAACAAAGAUUUAGAGUGGGAAUUCGAAAGUCUCGAACAGUAUGGUCGACGUAACUGCUUACUCAUACAUGGAGUUGCUGAACGGUCAAAUGAAUUGACAGAGAAUACGGAUGCCAUAUUAUUAUUAUUAAAACUAUUAAUAAACUUAUUUACAAACAAUAACCCUUCAGCCUACGCUGCUUUUAAAGGGGUUGUUUACAUAAAAGAAAGUACAAAAUAA
Paramuricea clavata is the source of this 531-nucleotide messenger RNA. The record is from the annotation of a GenBank genome assembly. NCBI's taxonomy places the organism in Eukaryota, Metazoa, Cnidaria, Anthozoa, Malacalcyonacea, Plexauridae.